AUGUUGGGUAUCCGGGGUUAUAGUGCUGUGGUGAGACGUGGUGCGGUGAGAGUGCCGUUGAGGGUUCCGGCUGUGGGUUUGAGACGUUAUGCUACCGAGAAUCCUGAGGCAGGUAAACCGGUGAAAGCGGUGAAAGAGCCUUUGAUGCAACGUAUUCGUCAUGAAGUUAAACAUUAUGUGAAUGGUACCAAGCUGCUCGGUUAUGAGCUCAAGAUCUCAACGAAACUGUUGGUGAGAUUUGUGCAGGGUUAUGAGUUAUCGAGACGUGAGACUAACCAAUUGAAGAGAACCAUGGGUGAUAUCUUUCGUUUGGUGCCGUUCAGUGCAUUUUUGAUUAUCCCGUUUGCUGAAUUGUUGCUUCCUGUUGCCUUGAAGAUCUUUCCUAAUUUGCUUCCUUCGACCUAUGAGUCUGGUACAGACAAGCAGAAGAAACGGAAUAAACUGAUUGAAAUUAGAAAGAAAACUUCGGAUUUCUUGCAUGAAACAUUAGAAGAGUCUUCGCUAUUGAGUUAUAGUUCGAUUGAUAAUUCGGAAAAGAAAAAGAGGUUUUACCAAUUCUUCAAGAAACUAUACUCGCCUAAGGAUGGUAAGACUAAUUUGUUUACACACGAUGAAAUUUUGUCCGUAGCGCAAAUGUUCAAGAAUGAUACCGUGUUGGAUAACUUGUCUAGACCACAGUUGGUCGCUAUGGCUAAAUUCAUCUCUGUUACACCUUUUGGGAAUGACAAUAUGUUGCGUUACCAGAUCCGUCACAAGUUGAAGCAGAUUAUGGAAGACGACAAAGUGAUCGACUACGAAGGUGUCGACGUCUUGUCAAAGGAAGAAUUAUAUCAUGCGUGUGUCUCUCGUGGUGUCAAAGCUUACGGUGUUACCAAAGAAGAGCUGAUCGAAUAUUUGAAAGUUUGGUUAGACUUGAGACUGAGACACAAGGUUCCAUCUGUUCUCUUAGUUUUGAGUUCCACGUUUACUUUUGGUGGUCUUGAAAAGAAGCAAGAGAUGAAGGCCAUCAGUCCACAGGCCGAGGAAAAAGACGUCAAAAGCCGUUACGAUGAAUUGCUCGACCUGUAUUAUGAUGGUAUUUUGAGAGUCUUGAGCUCUAUACCGGAUCCUGUUUACAAUGUGGCCAAAUUGGAUGUUUCCGAGUCCAAAUCAGCACCUGAAGAGGCUGAAACGAAAAAAGAGACAACGCAACAACCACCAAAAACCACACCAGUCGUGGCUACUCAGGCCGCUAGUCCUGAAUUGACCGAUUCAAGUGCAAAGAUCCAAGAGACAGAGACCAAGGAACAAGAAGAAGAAGCUGUGCCAAAGACUGACGAAAACGAAUUCAAACUGAACGUAUUGAAGGAGCAAGAAGAACUGAUCAAGAAGGAAAAAGAGGAGGCCAAGAACAGAACUUCGGCACCUGUCCAGGAUGAUAUCACUUUGGAUGAGGAUGAGACGGCUAAACCACCAAUCCCUGCAGACCAAGCUCAGCCAACUGCUGUCACCAAGAAGGACUAA
Molecule: messenger RNA, 1503 nt
Organism: Torulaspora delbrueckii
Lineage: Eukaryota; Fungi; Ascomycota; Saccharomycetes; Saccharomycetales; Saccharomycetaceae
Gene: MDM38
Product: ribosome-binding protein MDM38
Exons: 1
Coding region: 1-1503 (500 amino acids)
Biological process (GO): intracellular monoatomic cation homeostasis
Cellular component (GO): mitochondrial inner membrane
Molecular function (GO): ribosome binding
Source: RefSeq, a predicted model, not a curated record